Molecule: messenger RNA, 888 nt
Organism: Aspergillus ochraceoroseus IBT 24754
Lineage: Eukaryota; Fungi; Ascomycota; Eurotiomycetes; Eurotiales; Aspergillaceae
Exons: 1
Source: RefSeq, a predicted model, not a curated record
GACCCGAACAUAUCUGAUCCUCGCUUCCGCAUCAACCGAGCCUGUAUCUAUGAGCGUCGACUCCCCGGAAAUGCCUACAUCACAGCACACGUCCAGCGUCUACAGCACGGGUUCUACUCGACCCCUGCCGUCUCAGACCAAGAUCACGACCAUGUCGACUUUCUCGGGGUGAGCUUUGUUUUUCAUUCCCCGGAUACGAUCAGACACCGGUUUAAAGCAGCCACUAUUCGCGCCUCUGUGCAUGGGUAUAAGCAGGAGGGAUCCACGAGGCCCCGACGUUCCCGUGGGGGUCGUCCAAACCGAAGCCCGCGGUUUCUGAUGCACGCACCGCAUGUGCUAUACGGGGCAGUAUCCCCGGAGACCUUGCAGUGGAACUACAGCUUGUCUGGGUCGUUGGGGGUUGCGCAGCUGCCGCUGAUAGCUAGCCUUUCACCCACCGGAGCAGUGGGCGGGAAGGUUCGACGGUAUGAAAUGAUGAGAAUCCAGGGGUCAGUGCGAUCACUCAGGAGCCCCCGCGGACAGAAGUUCGACGUCGCCGCCGGCGAGAUUGUUUGGACCCUGGAGGAGAAUAAUAUCCAGCGAUCGGGACUGCCGCGCGAAUUCACCUUUGCUAUGUUGAUACAGAAACCGCACGCGGAUAGCCGGGUGCAGUUCGUCCUGGAGAUUGACCCGGUGAUUCAGUCCUGGUUUGGUAGCUAUCCUCGGUGGUGGUUGGCUCUUCCCAGCUACCGCGCCGUCCGUCGUCGUCGACGGCCGGUAGACUUUCGUGCGAGUGUAGGCCAGCGGUUUGCACCGGUCACGUCGCGCGGGGGGUUCAACUUUGCAACAUUGGCAAGUUCGUUUGAUGAUUAUGUCGAUAUGCCUGGGAGACGGUUCGCCCUAAGUGUA